ACCCAAAUGUGUUCCAAUUCCUGCUGCCCCCUUGCUAGCUACCCAGGCCAGCCAGGGUCUGGUUUGGGCAUGAGCGUAGAGGACGGGGGUACACCAGGCCUGGGCCGUCCCAGGCAGGCCCGCUGGACCCUGAUGCUACUCCUGUCCACUGCCAUGUACGGUGCUCAUGCCCCAUUACUGGCACUGUGCCAUGUGAAUGGCAGAGUGCCCUUUCGGCCCUCCUCAGCUGUGCUGCUGACAGAGCUGACGAAGCUACUGUUGUGCGCCUUCUCCCUCUUGGUGGGCUGGCAAGCAUGGCCCCAGGGGGCCCCACCAUGGCGCCAGGCUGCCCCCUUUGCACUAUCAGCCCUACUCUACGGCGCUAACAACAACCUGGUGAUUUAUCUUCAACGUUACAUGGACCCCAGCACCUACCAAGUGCUGAGCAAUCUCAAGAUCGGAAGCACGGCCCUGUUCUACUGCCUCUGUCUCCGGCACCGCCUCUCUGCCCGCCAGGGCUUAGCACUACUGCUGCUGAUGGCAGCGGGGGCCUGCUAUGCAGCUGGUGGCCUCCAGGACCCUGGGAACACACUUCCUGGACCGCCUUCAGCAGCUGCUGCUGGCCCCAUGCCCCUGCAUGUCACUCCACUGGGACUGCUGCUUCUCAUCUUGUACUGCCUCAUCUCAGGCCUGUCGUCCGUGUACACAGAACUGCUUAUGAAGCGACAGCGGCUGCCCCUCGCCCUUCAGAACCUCUUCCUCUACACUUUCGGUGUGCUCCUGAACCUAGGUCUGCAUGCAGGUGGUGGCCCCGGCCCGGGCCUCCUGGAGGGCUUCUCCGGAUGGGCAGCGCUGGUGGUGCUGAGCCAGGCACUGAAUGGACUGCUCAUGUCAGCUGUCAUGAAGCACGGCAGCAGCAUCACACGCCUGUUCGUUGUGUCCUGCUCACUGGUGGUCAAUGCCGUGCUCUCAGCAGCCCUAUUGCGGCUGCAGCUCACGGCUGCCUUCUUCCUGGCCACGCUGCUCAUUGGUCUGGCUGUGCGUCUCUAUUAUGGCAGUCACUAGUCCCUGACCCCCUCCACCCAGACUCCUGACUCCGUAGAUAGGGCACCGCCGUCAGAGCCACCUCCCAGGCCUCCCAACCCUUCCUCAGAAGCCAGCCCUGUAACAAGUGCCUUGUGACAAAAGCUGGGGAGAUGAGAGCAGCCAGGUUAGUCCCUGGAGGUGGGUGAACGAAGGGUUACUUCAGGAGACUUAAACACUGGGUUUGAGCAAAGAAACGUCUCAGAAGUUCAUCCACACUAAGGAUUGGGGGAGCAUCAAUACCUAGGCCUUAGAAAUGACUCCACCCCCAAUGGAGGAGGCUCCCUGCCUCAUCUUGCAUGAAUGCAGUUUUUUGAAGUGGGGCAUGGGCAACAGUUGGCUUUCCUUGCCACCAGCGGUCACCGCAGCAGACCCAUUGCUCCCAGGCCUGGUAUGGGGUACUCCAGCCCAGCUUUGGUACAUGACUCCCUCAUUAGAGACAUUCAUCCCUCACUGUAAGGCAGGAAAGCCCGAUUGCCACCCCUUUUAUUCCAAUCACCGAGGCCACCCUUCCAAGCUCCCCUAGCUCCAGCAACACCUGGAGACAAUGCCCCAUGCUCCCUCCAAAGUGCUGCUCUCCACACCCACCCAGCCUUUGUUCUGGAAACCCCAGAGAGGGCUGGAGCUUGACUCAUCUCAGGGAAUGUUGCCCCUGGGCCCUGGCUUAAGGCUACACUCCUGACCUCUCUGCUCACCCCAAGGGCCCUUUCAAAGCCCACUGCCCCUUCUGCAGCUCCUAGGAGGUACCAUUCUUCUCACUCUGGGUCCUGCCUCUGCCUGGCAGUGUCCCAGCUCUCAACAGUUUAGGGAAGCUCUGCACAGAGUGACCUGGAACCAGGCACAGGGAAAUUUGGUGUCGCUCAAUCAGUGUCUCUUAACUAUGUAAGCAAUAAAGUCUUAAUAAAGUGUUCUGGGGUGCAGGUGGUUCCUGCAGUUGGC
Messenger RNA from Lutra lutra (Eurasian river otter), 2001 nucleotides. Its product is annotated as probable UDP-sugar transporter protein SLC35A4. Lineage: Eukaryota; Metazoa; Chordata; Mammalia; Carnivora; Mustelidae. Gene Ontology annotation, biological process: pyrimidine nucleotide-sugar transmembrane transport. Gene Ontology annotation, cellular component: Golgi membrane. The record is from RefSeq and is a predicted model, not a curated record. Bases 7 to 1044 code for a protein of 345 amino acids. Gene Ontology annotation, molecular function: pyrimidine nucleotide-sugar transmembrane transporter activity. The transcript has a single exon.